This is a messenger RNA of Australozyma saopauloensis, 2082 nucleotides long. RefSeq names its product adenyl-nucleotide exchange factor (gene MSI3). Gene Ontology annotation, molecular function: ATP-dependent protein folding chaperone; ATP binding. Gene Ontology annotation, cellular component: cytosol; nucleus. Gene Ontology annotation, biological process: protein folding. NCBI's taxonomy places the organism in Eukaryota, Fungi, Ascomycota, Pichiomycetes, Serinales, Metschnikowiaceae. The coding region runs from base 1 to 2082 and encodes 693 amino acids. The record is from RefSeq and is a predicted model, not a curated record. The transcript has a single exon.
AUGUCCGUCCCAUUCGGUGUAGAUCUCGGUAAUGACAACACUGUCAUUGCCUGUGCCAGAAACAGAGGUAUCGAUAUCAUCGUCAAUGAAGUCUCGAACCGUUCCACUCCUUCCUUGGUUGGUUUCGGUAUGAAGAACAGAUUCAUCGGUGAGAGCGCCAAGAACCAGCAAACCUCCAACCUCAAGAACACCGUCGACAACUUGAAGAGAAUCUUGGGUUUGAACUAUGCCGACCCCGACUUUGAGACCGAGAAGAAGUUCUUCAGCGCCAACUUGGUCGAGAACGACGCCGCUCAAAUCAGCGCCAAGGUCAGAUUCUUGGCCGAGCAACAAGAGUUCACUUCUACCCAGUUGACUGCUAUGUACCUUAACAAGAUCAAGGACAUCACUGUCAAGGAGACCAAGGGUAACAUCACCGACAUUUGUCUUUCUGUCCCUGUCUGGUACACUGAGAAGCAAAGACGUGCUGCCGCUGAUGCUUGUAAGAUUGCCGGCUUGAACCCUGUUAGAAUUGUUAACGAGGUCACUGCCGCUGCUGUCGGUUACGGUGUUUUCAAGCAAAACGACUUGCCAACUGACGAGGCCAAGAAGGUCGCUUUCAUCGACAUUGGUCACUCCUCUUACCAAGUCUCCAUCGCUGCCGUCAAGAAGGGUGAGUUGAAGAUCUUGGGUUCUGCCUACGACAAGCACUUCGGUGGUAGAGACUUCGAUCUUGCCAUCGCUAACCACUUCGCUGAGGAGUUCAAGGGUAAGUACAAGAUCGACGUUAGAGAGAACGCUAAGGCUUUCUACAGAGUCCUUGUUGCCUCCGAGAAGGUCAAGAAGGUUUUGUCCGCUAACACUCAAGCCCCAAUUAACAUUGAGUCUGUCAUGAACGACGUCGAUGUCUCUUCUUCCAUCACCAGAGAGGAGUUGGAGGAGUACAUCCAGCCAUUGUUGAACAGAAUCAACGUUCCAAUUGAGAUUGCUUUGAAAGACGCUGGCCUUUCUGCCGCUGACAUCGACUCUAUCGAGGUCAUUGGUGGUUGUACCAGAGUCCCUUCCUUGAAGGCUAAGUUGUCCGAGAUCUUCGGCAAGCCAUUGUCCACCACCUUGAACCAAGACGAGGCCAUUGCUAGAGGUAAUGCCUUCAUCUGUGCCAUGCACUCUCCAACCUUGAGAGUCAGACCAUUCAAGUUUGAGGACUUCAACCCAUACUCAGUCUCUUACUUCUGGGACAAGGAGGAGGAAGACGAUGACCACAUGGAGGUCUUCCCAAGAGGUGGUCUUUUCCCAUCCACCAAGAUCAUCACUUUGUUCAGAAAGGGUGACUUCGAGGUUGAGGCCAGAUACACCAACAAGGAGCAAUGUCCUCCAGGUGUCGAGCCUUUGAUUGCCAAGUGGUUGGUCAAGGGUGUUGUUCCAAACGAGGGUGAGCAAUACAUUGCCACCAAGUUGAAGUUGAGAAACGACCCAUCUGGUUUCUACACCAUCGAAUCCGCACACACUGUCCAAGAGGUCACUGUCAAGGAAUUGGUUGAGAAGGAGGCCACUGAGGAGGGUGAGGAAGAGGCUGAGCCAGAGUACAGAGAGGUCAAGAAGCUCGUCAAGAAGGACGAGUUGACUCUUGAGAUGACCUCCGCUGCUUUGACUGAGGACCAAAGAAAUGCUUUCUUCGAGAAGGAGAACAACUUGGUCAUUGCUGACAAGUUGGUCGCUGACACCGAGGACAGAAAGAACGCUUUGGAGGAGUACAUCUACGAGUUGAGAGGUAAGUUGGAAGACCAAUACGCCAAGUUCGCUUCUGACGCCGAGAAGGAGAGAUUGACUGGUUUGUUGUCCAAGGCUGAGGACUGGUUGUACGAUGACGGUUACGACUCGACCAAGGCUAAGUACAUUGCCAAGUACGAGGAGUUGGCCUCCAUCGGAAACUUGAUCAAGGGCCGUUACUUGGCUGACCAAGAGGAGAAGAAGCAAGCCAUGAGACAAAAGCAAGAGGCUUCUCAAAUGGCUGCUAUGGCCGAGAAGAUGGCUGCUGCCAGAGAGGCAUCCAAGGGAACUGAGGAGCCAAAGAAGGAGGCAGACGAGAUGGAUGUCGAUUAG